Messenger RNA from Suillus clintonianus, 543 nucleotides. RefSeq lists its product as uncharacterized. The record is from RefSeq and is a predicted model, not a curated record. NCBI's taxonomy places the organism in Eukaryota, Fungi, Basidiomycota, Agaricomycetes, Boletales, Suillaceae. The transcript has a single exon. The annotation marks the transcript as partial. Gene Ontology annotation, molecular function: nucleic acid binding; RNA-DNA hybrid ribonuclease activity.
UCAAUCUUUAUCGACAAUCAAGCAGCAAUAUUAUCGGGUGAGAAUUCCUACACGAAAUCAGGCAGUUAUUUAGUAGAUCACUUCCGCAGUAUGACGAAGAUGUUAGCAGACAACAGACGAACAUGCAGACUCAAUUUCGACCUCACGCUAAGGUGGAUACCUGGACAUAAAGGAGUAAGUGGGAAUGAGUUAGCGGACAAGGAGGCAAAGGAAGCGGCUGAAGGAGAUAGGAACUCGAGCGUACGAGAAAGGCUACCAACUUACCUUCAGGUCGAGAAGCUCCCAGACAGUGUAUCUGCUCUAACGCAAUGGCACCAAGAUGAGAUCAAGAAGAGAUGGUCAACAAUGUGGAAGAAAUACCCCAGACACGCACGAACAACCAUCAUAGACCCCAGCGCGCCCUCCAAUAGAUUCAUCAAACUAAUUGCAACCCUCCCAAAACGUCAAGCAAGUAUAUACACUCAAUUACGCACGCGCCAUAUACCACUUAAUCAGCACCUGCAUCGCAUUGGAAAGAGCAUCACCCCCUACUGCCCCAUCUGC